GUAGUAGUAAACGGAAGUAAACAGUGACCAAUAACCAUUUCCACGUUAGCGUUUUUAUUGUUAUUUAGACGUUUAUUAACAUCCUGGAACUCAACAUAUGACUAAGUUAACUGCACAGCAUUACAUACUUACACCCCAGGUAGUCUUUAACUCGCCUUGGAGACAGGACCUGGUUGAUGCUAGGUAAUGCUAGCUAGGUAGCCACUAAUGGCUAACUGUAUGGUUUUUCACACUCAAAUAGCCUCCGUCAUGGAGGUGCUAGCGAAUGCAGCCGUGGCAGAGAUCUGUAAACUCGUAGACGACGACUAUGCAGUGUUUCGUUUAGAAAUGUCUCAAAGCCAGAAAGAAAACAGGGGAUUGCGGAGGAAACUACAGCAACUGGAACUGAAGGUGUCACGGGAGCGCGCAGAGAGGACCAUUAGAGAGCGGGUCCUCGCCAGUCGUCCCAGUAGUGUCAAGAUCCUCGACCGAUACAGAGGAAUGGCAAGAGGUGAAGGACAUCUCACUGGAGGUCACAGGAGCUUUGUGAAGCCAGCGGGACACAACACAUGGAGAGAUGACCGACCAAUCACUGUUGAUGAGGGGAGUGGAACCUCAACCCAGCAUGUUAUCGUGAUAGAGUCUGUAGAUGUAGAGGCUGCAGGUCCUGGGGUCAAGCAGCAGAUGACUAAAGGAAAGAAGGACCCACAGGACAGCAGAGACAUCCAGACCGAGGCAGUGGCUGGAGUGGCGCCCCCUGUGGCCACGGAGGUCCUCUCCGCUGUGCCCCAGGCCAGGACCAUACGCAGCAUCAUGGAGGAAGAGGAAGGUCCAGAGGUGCUGCUGGUGAAGGAGGAGGGUCUGGGGAACCCUGAGGGAACCAUGGUCAUGGAGGACAACCAGACUACACCACCUCCUGAAACCACAGAGGAACUAGCUGAGCAGCAUAGGACCACACACAGUCUCACUGAGUCAGUAGACAUGGAGGAUUGGAAGCCUGAUCUGCUGCUGGUCAAAGAGGAGACAAUAGAAGACGGACCAGAGAGCAUUGACCUGCUGAGUGGACUAAAGAUGGGGGAGCAAGGUGGUUGGCUGGAGGCUAACAGAAGAGACUGGGUGGCCAUCUUGGAUUUCCAGACCCAGACGGGUGCAGCCAAAGGCCCAGGGUACAACAUUACUGAGCAGGCGAGGACCAGAGGUGACAUAGUGGAGUCUGCAGUCCAUGAGGACCUGCUGAUAUCUGGUGUUGCUGACGGGAGAGACUGGACCUCUGAGGUGGGUGGUCACAAACCCUGGCCCCGGAUCAAAACCCUGGAUCUGGAGCCAUCACUCUUCCUUCCCGAGUCGGAACUAGGGCCCAACCGUGAGGGACAGAGACUCCACCACCACACAAAACACAACCAGUGGACAGGUGGACUGAACAACCUCAGUCCUGGUGGUCAUCAGAGAGACAGAGGCUGCAGUCAGGGAUCCAGUCUGCAGUCUGGGGCUGAUAAAGAUAGACCCUCCUGUUCCUAUGAUACAAACACCACAAUAUCCAUGAUGAACAGAUCAGGUCACCCUGGGCUUCAGCCUUCACAGAGAGUGACGGGAGCCCCCGCUGGAGGUAGUCUACCAGCCAGUCGGUCUUCUCCUUCAGGGCCUCGUCCAAUUCCUGGUGAAUGGGUUCAUAGAAGGUCUGGACCUGGGUCUAGCCUUCCUCAGCUACCUCAUGGUUACCCCACCAAUACAGACAGGGUCAGGAUGGGCGUUCACCAUAAGAGGUACCUAGCCUAUAACACAGCACACAAUCCCAACAACACCCAAACAAUGUCUAGAGGUCAAGGAGGGAGCUCAAAAACUCUUGCUUCUACCUCUAGUGUCAUUGGGUUACAAUGUGGGAGGCCGAGCAUUAGGAUGGACGCCGACAAGCCAUAUGCCUGCCCCACGUGUGGGAAGCGCUUUGCUGAGGCAAGGUAUGUGAAGCAGCACCAGACUGUUCACACCAAAGACAGCUUCAAGUGCAAAUUAUGUCACAAGAGCUUCUCCUUCCUGAGUAGCCUUAUCAGACAUAGGAGUGUCCACAAUGGGGAGAAAUCGUAGCAGUGUGGCUUAAGAUGUACACAGGGGAUGUCUUUAUCUGACAUAUUUUAGUUAUCAUGUGAAGUGUCUAGGGAUAAGAGGGUAAUUAACCACAUACCCCUCAUUAACCCCUUUAACUUUUAAUUUGAAACAGGCUUGCGUUAAUACCUGAUUUUAGAGAGAUAGUAAACCUAGGCUAGAACAAGUAUAGUUUAAUAUUCUCUGGUCUGUUGAAACCAAGAUUGAACUCUUUGGCCUGAAUGCCAAGUGUCACGUCUGGAGGACACCUUGCAGGGACUGGGAGACUAGUCAGGAUCGAGGCAAAGAUGAACGGAGCAAAGUGCAGAGCGAUCCUUGAUGAAAACCUGCUCCAGAGCACUCAGGACCCCUGGGGUGAAGGUUCAUCUUCCAACAGGACCCUAAGCACACAGCCAAGGUAACGCAGGAGUGGCUUCGGGACAAGUCUGAAUGUUCUUGAGUAUCCAGCCAGAGCCCGGACUUGAACCCAAUCAAACAUUUCUGGAGAGACCUGAAAAUUGCUGUGCAACUACACUCCCCAUCCAACCUGACAGAGCAUGAGAGGAUCUGCAGAGAUGAAUGGGAGAAAAUCCCCAAAUACAGGUGUGCCAAGCUUGUAGCGUUAUACCCAAGAAGACUCGAGGCUGUAAUCGCUUCCAAAGGUGCUUUAACAAAGUACUGAGUAAAGGCUCUGAAUACUUGUGCAAAUGUGAUAUUUCAGUUUUAUAUUUUUAAUAAAUUAGCAAUAGUUUAUAAAAA
Messenger RNA from Oncorhynchus kisutch (coho salmon), 2817 nucleotides. RefSeq lists its product as uncharacterized. The coding region runs from base 208 to 2061 and encodes 617 amino acids. The record is from RefSeq and is a predicted model, not a curated record. NCBI's taxonomy places the organism in Eukaryota, Metazoa, Chordata, Actinopteri, Salmoniformes, Salmonidae. Gene Ontology annotation, cellular component: nucleus. Gene Ontology annotation, biological process: regulation of gene expression. The transcript is spliced from 7 exons.